AUGGCGGCGUCAACAUCAACACCAUACGAUAUACUUGGAGUAAAAAACACUGAUACAGAUUAUCAAUUACGUGUAGCAUAUCGUACGAUAAUUCAUGAAUACAAAAAAGAUCGACUUAAAACCCCUGAAAAUCGUAAAAUUAAACCUGAAAACUUUCGACUUAUUUGUCGAGCUUAUGAAACCUUAUCUGAUCAUGAUAAACGUAAAAAAUAUCACCUUGAUGGAAAAUGGAUACAAGAUGUACCUUUAGAAAAAUAUACAUUACAACAACUAGCUGCUGAACCUGAACUUGCAAGCGAAUUAAAAAUUCGUUUACAAAAUGCAACAUUACGAGACAUAAAUUCACAAGAUCCACAAACAGGGCACACCGCACUCUAUUGUGCAGCACGUGCUUGUAACGUUGAAGCUGUUUAUUAUUUAACAGAACAAGGAGCUGAACCAGACCUACCGCAGAGAACAAGAAGUACAGCUCUACAUGUAGCUGCUUUUUACGCACAUCCAGAAGUAGUUCGUUGUUUAUUAGAAAGUGGAGCUGAUUAUCGGAAAAAGAAUGGUAGUAAUAGUACAGCCGAAGAUGAAUCUAAGAUUGCUGAUAUAAAACAAAUGUUUACUGAAUUGAAAAACAUACCUUUUAUACAAGCAGCUGCAGAUCAACUUGAUUGGUUUAAAAAUAAUAUUAGUCAUAUUGCACAGCAUAUUGAUGAAGAAUAUUAUGUGCAACGACAAACAUUACUUCAUUGUGCUAGUAAAAAAGGUUAUAUAGAUCUUGUUCAUUGGUUAGUCGAAGAACGCAAAGCCAAUUUAGAUAUAAUUGAUAUUAAUUUAAAUUCACCUUUACAUCUUGCUGCUCAUGGUGGACAUAACUUAUUUGUUGAAUGUCCC
Molecule: messenger RNA, 882 nt
Organism: Rotaria sp. Silwood2
Lineage: Eukaryota; Metazoa; Rotifera; Eurotatoria; Philodinida; Philodinidae
Source: the annotation of a GenBank genome assembly